AUGCAGAACGCUAUAACCCUAGCUUUGCUCCUACUCUUCACUCUCCUGAUCACGAAGCAGCGUUGUGUGGAUGGGCAGGCCUUCUGCCGGUCCCAGAUCAGCUUGGCAAACGAGGCGUGCAGCCUGAGGAACUUCCCUGGGGUGAGGCCUCCCGUCCCCCGGCAGCAACUCAAUGAGUCCUCGACGUCAGCGACAGCAACGACGAACAGCGGCGAGUACCAGCUUCGGUCCAGGGAUGACGACGACGAGGAAGGGGAGGAAGACGAGGGGCGGCAUCACCGUCGGCAGCGGCACCGCCACAGCGCAGAGAACGGCGAAAGGGACCCGUAUGACACGGCCUGCUGCCGCCGGCUGAUGGCUAUCGACAACGCGUGCGUCUGCCAGGCCGUGGCGCGCCUCCCGGUGUUCGUGACCUCGGUUUGGCACGUUAUCAGGCUCACGCCGGUGGACGGCUGCGACAUCUCCUUCGAGUGCCCAGGCUCCUUCUCGACGCUGGGGUGA
Molecule: messenger RNA, 501 nt
Organism: Lolium perenne
Lineage: Eukaryota; Viridiplantae; Streptophyta; Magnoliopsida; Poales; Poaceae
Source: RefSeq, a predicted model, not a curated record